Messenger RNA from Triticum dicoccoides, 1248 nucleotides. Its product is annotated as amino acid transporter AVT1I-like. Gene Ontology annotation, biological process: amino acid transmembrane transport. NCBI's taxonomy places the organism in Eukaryota, Viridiplantae, Streptophyta, Magnoliopsida, Poales, Poaceae. The record is from RefSeq and is a predicted model, not a curated record. The transcript has 3 exons. Bases 1 to 1248 code for a protein of 415 amino acids. Gene Ontology annotation, cellular component: vacuolar membrane. Gene Ontology annotation, molecular function: L-amino acid transmembrane transporter activity.
AUGGACACGAGGAGCAGUACCAACAUCGAACCGCCUCCGUCGUCCGUCAAGACAAGCUUCCUCAAGACUUGCUUCAAUGGAAUCAACGCACUGUCAGGGAUCGGGCUGCUGUCGAUUCCCUACGCACUUGCCCAGGGCGGCUGGCUAAGUCUGAUCGUCUUCCUCACCAUCGCCGUCAUCUGCUUCUACACGGGGCUUCUCCUGCAGAGGUGCAUGGACUCCAGCUCGCUCGUCCACACCUACCCGGACAUCGGAGCCCACGCCUUCGGCCGGAAAGGCCGCUUCAUCGUCGCCGCCUUCAUGUACGUCGAGCUCUACCUCGUCGCCAUCGACUUCCUCAUCUUGGAAGGGGACAACCUGCACAAGCUGUUUCCGGCGGUGAGCUUCCGGCUGGGCACGCUCCACAUCGGAGGCCAGCAGGCGUUCGUGCUGGCCGCCACGCUGGCCGUGCUGCCGACCACGUGGUUCCGCAACCUCAACUUGCUGGCGUACGUCGCCGCCGGCGGUGCACUCGCGUCAGUCAUCCUCAUUGCCGCUGUCCUGUGGGUCGGGGUGUUGGACGGCGUCGGGUUCCACGAGAGGGGCAGGCUGGUGCACUGGGCCGGCUUGCCUAGCACCAUGAGCUUGUACUCGUUUUGCUUCAGUGGACAUGCUGUGUUUCCGAUGCUAUACACGGGGAUGAAAGACAGGAAAAGACUCCCCAUGUCUAUAUACAAAUGUCCCAACCCAACGCCUAUCUUUUUCAUUACGUACGCAGGCUACGGAUUCAUGGGCGUCAUUGGGUACCUGAUGUACGGCGACUCUCUGAUGUCGCAGAUAACCCUCAACCUGCCGUCUUCUAGCGUGGCCGCCAAGGUGGCGAUAUACUCGACACUGGUGAACCCACUGACCAAGUACGCUUUGAUGUUGGCCCCCGUCGCCGAGGCCACCGAGAGCGCGCUCGGCGUCAGCAAUAGCGCGGUGCUUGGUGCUCUCGUCAGGACGGGGCUCGUCGUUGGAACCACCGUCGUAGCACAGGCUGUUCCCUUCUUCGCCGACGUUGUGGGCCUAACAGGCGCGCUCUUUGGCUGCACGACGACGAUGCUGCUGCCGUGCCUGUGCUACCUCAGUGUCCGCUCCAAGAUCGGGGGCGUCAUCAAGACGGGGCUGGAGACGGCAGCUUGCCUGGCCAUCCUUGCGGUUGGCGCCGUGAUUGUUGGCUUCGGAACUUACAGCUCUGUGAAGCAGAUACAUCAGAGGUUGCGGUGA